AUGGCUUUGUGGGUAAUAGAGUUGAGCGAAUUUGACAUCCAGUACUGCCCGUGGAUGGCCAUAGAAGGGCAGGCAGUAGCUGACUUCAUCACCGGGUUCACUCUUGGGGAAGGCCAUAUGGAGGAAGAGAAAGAACAAUGGAAAGUGGGACUCACGAGCUACCGGGUGGAGUGCUACGACAAGGAUAAGAACAAAGAGGCUAUACGCCUACAACUCGACCUAGUGGACGAAGUCAGGGCGGCAACAGAGCAAAGUUUGGCGCAUUAUCAGAAUCUCAUGGCAAAACACUACAACAACAAGGUGAGGCAUAGAGACUUCCGAGUCGGGGAUCUUGUAUUGCGGAGAGUAAUGGGUGCCGCUAAAGAUCCUUCACAAGGAAAACUCGGCCCCAACUGGGAAGGACCUUAUAGGAUCGCGUCAUGGCAAAGAAAGGGAACCUACCACCUCGAGACAAUGGACGGGCAAAAGCUACAACACCCUUGGAACACGGAGCAUCUACGGAAAUACUACCAAUAG
Molecule: messenger RNA, 516 nt
Organism: Quercus lobata
Lineage: Eukaryota; Viridiplantae; Streptophyta; Magnoliopsida; Fagales; Fagaceae
Exons: 2
Coding region: 1-516 (171 amino acids)
Source: RefSeq, a predicted model, not a curated record